Molecule: messenger RNA, 950 nt
Organism: Hemicordylus capensis (graceful crag lizard)
Lineage: Eukaryota; Metazoa; Chordata; Lepidosauria; Squamata; Cordylidae
Product: estradiol 17-beta-dehydrogenase 2-like
Exons: 4
Coding region: 80-916 (278 amino acids)
Source: RefSeq, a predicted model, not a curated record
UAAUUGCAUACCAUGUGCCUCCCAGAAGGUUUUUCAGCAAACUUGUGCACAAAGGAGCAGGAAAACUCCUCUUAGAACCAUGAUUGGCUUCCAUGAACUCAUCCUCCUAGCUGCGGACUUAACACUGGCUUCAGCGUUCUCCUGUUUUCUUUAUGGGCUGGCCUGCUUUUGUCUUGCUAGUCUCACUGGCUUUGUGAUCUUCCUCUCCGCCUUUGGGGAGGCAAAGAAAAUGAAGAGGAAAAUAGACCAAAAGGGGAGAGCAAUCAUGAUUGUGGUUUCCAACAGUUCUGUGGGACAGAUGUUUGUAAAAACGCUAGACAAAGCGGGUUUCGGAGUGUUGGCAGUAUGCCGGUUCCCUGAGGGAGAAUGGGCACCUGUUGUGAAGAAGGAUUGCUCGUCAAAUGUCACGGUGACACAACUCCCAGUGGCAGAGGAGACAUAUCAGAAGGCCAUGAAGACUCUGAUCGAGAACGACCUGUGUCUGAAAGGACUGUCUGGAGAGAUGAAGAAGCCUUCAAUAAUGAUAUGGGAUGAAGAGGCAGAAACACAAAAAAUAUGUGAAAGAAAAGUGACUCCUAAACAGAAGAAGUGCUGCGUGACUCCUGCUUUCCUGAUUGCCCUCCUCUGUGUUCCAACAAAGACUGUGUGCCUUUGUCUGAAGAAGAGAGGUCGCCAGCUGCUUACCCCUCUGCAGACAGCUCUGUUUAAAUAUCAAGACUUACAGGGGCUGCGAGAGGAAGACCAAGGACAUUUGUCCCCCGAAAGGAGAGAGAAGAUCAGCAGAGAUAAACAACAGAUGGAAGAAGGCAUUCCACUGCUCUGCAGUCCCCUCCAGCCUGCUCUGCCUGCCUUGGGGAAGUUUCAGAAUGGUCAGCGGUCAGAGCCUGGCUCACAUGUGGCUACAGGCAGCUUUUGAUGGGAUGGAUGUAAUGUGUAGCUAGGUUCUUAUA